GAAAAUAUGAAAAACAAUUUCAUAUACACCGACACCUUAACCUAGCUAAUCCAGCAUAAUAGCACUGGAACUCCAUUUCCAUCUGGUUCACAAACUCCGUUUCUCUCCCCUCUGUCAACUUAUGGCAUAUCAAAGACUCAUACUUUUCUUGGUUUUUCUCCUUUUCCUCACAAACCCAGUAAAGUCUCAGCUUGAUGAAGAGCUCCACUUCAAUGGGUUCAGUGGCGUUGGCAGCAACAUGAGCUUAAAUGGGGUCGCAGAGAUCGAGCCCAAUGGCAUGCUAAAGCUCACAAACGACACUCUUAGAGUCUUGGGUCACGCUUUCUAUUCUUCUCCAAUCAAAUUCAAGAACUCAACUGAUGGAAAAGCUUUCUCCUUUUCCACCGCUUUUGCUUUCACUAUAGUCCCAGAGUACCCCAAGCUCGGCGGCCAUGGCCUCGCCUUCAUAAUCUCACCUUCAAAGGAGCUUCCUGGGUCUCUUCCAAGCCAGUACCUUGGUAUUCUCAACGCCACAGUCGUCGGCAACUUCUCAAACCACAUCUUUGCUGUUGAAUUUGACACUGUGCAGGACUUUGAAUUUGGCGACAUCAAUGACAACCAUGUUGGCAUCGAUAUAAACAGCUUGGCCUCCAACAAAUCAACUCCAGCUGGGUAUUUCACCAGUCAAAAUUCAACAAAACAGAGCCUCAAUCUCAAAAGUGGUCACGUAAUCCAGGCCUGGGUAGAUUACGAUUCAGUGAAAAACCAGGUAACUGUUAAGCUUUCCCCUAAUUCUAUCAAACCCACAUCUCCAAUUUUAACCUUCGAUGUGGAUCUCUCUCCAAUUUUUCAAGAUUUUAUGUACGUUGGCUUCUCUGCCUCAACUGGGUUGCUAGCCAGCUCGCACUAUGUCUCUGGUUGGAGCUUCAAAAUGAAUGGAGAUGCCAAGUCUCUCUCUUUGGAUGCUCUGCCUAAACUCCCUGGGCCCAAAAAAACACACACAGGUGUAAUUGUGGGUGUUUCUGUUUCUGCUUUUCUGGUCUUGAUCUUAGGCAUUGGGUUGGCUUUCUACAUCAUUCACAGAAUCAAGAACGCUGAGGUGAUUGAAGCUUGGGAGCUUGACAUUGGUCCUCACAGAUUCACAUACCAGGAGCUGAAGCAUGCCACAAGAGGCUUCAGAGAAAAAGAGGUAAUUGGGUUUGGUGGGUUUGGUAAAGUUUAUAAGGGAACUUUGCCAAACUCAAAUACCCAAGUUGCUGUUAAGAGAAUAUCCAAUGAAUCAAAACAGGGUCUUCAAGAAUUUGUGUCUGAAAUUGCUAGCAUUGGUCGUCUUCGCCACAGAAAUCUAGUUCAAUUAUUGGGUUGGUGUCGUAGGCGUGGUGAUUUGUUGCUUGUAUAUGAUUUUAUGCCUAAUGGGAGCUUGGACAAGUACCUGUUUGAAAACCCCAAAGCAAUUUUGAGCUGGGAGCAGAGGUUCAGGAUUGUCAAAGGUGUAGCUUCAGGGCUAUUGUAUUUACACGAAGGUUGGGAGCAAACUGUGAUUCAUAGAGACAUUAAAGCAGGAAAUGUGUUGUUGGAUUCUGAGCUAAAUGGAAGGCUUGGUGACUUUGGUCUUGCUAAGCUGUAUGCGCAUGGCUCAAACCCAACAACAACCAGGGUGGUUGGCACACUGGGUUACCUCGCUCCUGAGUUGACUCGGACUGGAAAACCUACUCCCAGCUCUGAUGUGUUUGCUCUGGGAGCUCUUUUGCUUGAGGUGGUUUGUGGGAGGAGACCCAUUGAGGCCAAAGCCAUGCCUGAGGAGCUCAUUUUGGUGGACUGGGUUUGGGACAAGUGGAGAGAUGGUACAAUUCUUGAUGUUGUGGACGCAAGAUUGGAGGGUGAGUUUGAUGAGCUUGAGGCUGUUGUGGUGCUUAAACUUGGCAUAAUGUGUUCCAAUAAUACCCCCAAGGCAAGACCUACAAUGAGACAGGUGGUGAGGUACUUGCAGGGUGAGGUGGCACUGCCUGAGGUGGUUUUGUCUCCUGGGGCGUAUGAUGGGAGAAAGGACAGUGAGGGUGGUGGUGAGUUUGAGGAUUAUGUGCAUUCGUAUCCAACAUCUUCAUAUUUUGAGAAGGCAAGUGCAUGGUCAUGUGAUGAUGCAGAUGUUGAUUUUGAAGCUGCUUCUUCAAGCUCACCUCUCUCAGUAUCUGGUAGAAAUGGUGGUAGCUGCCCAAGAUAGUGUCAAUUUCCUCUCUCUCUCUCUCUCUCUCUCUCUCUCUCUCUCUCU
Molecule: messenger RNA, 2248 nt
Organism: Prunus mume (Japanese apricot)
Lineage: Eukaryota; Viridiplantae; Streptophyta; Magnoliopsida; Rosales; Rosaceae
Product: Concanavalin A-like lectin protein kinase family protein
Biological process (GO): protein phosphorylation
Molecular function (GO): carbohydrate binding; ATP binding; protein kinase activity
Source: RefSeq, a predicted model, not a curated record